AUGGAACAUUUAAGUGAUUCACGAGGUGGUAGCUCCAGAGGCAGAGGGUUUGGAGGAAGUGGAGGGGGACGAAGUUUUGGCGGUGGAUAUGGAGAUCGGCAGAGCUUCAACUCUUUGAAGGGGAAGCAGCCUGGGGAAGGGUUGAAAAAACCAAAAUGGAGCUCAUACCAACUAACACCAUUCCAGAAGAAUUUCUACACACCAUCAUCUGAUGUUCUCAAUAGAAACCCCAUGGAGGUUCAGGCAUACCGGGAGAGCCAUAACAUCCAAGUUCGUGGAAACAUGGUUCCCAAUCCUAUAAUGAACUUUGGAGAGGCAAACUUCAGUUCAGUUGUGCUGAACGAGUUCCAGCGUCAAGGAUUUGCCAGUCCAACUCCUAUCCAGAGUCAGGGUUGGCCCAUAGCCCUGUGUGGAAUGAAUCUUGUUGGAAUUGCUCAGACAGGAUCUGGAAAGACAUUGGCAUACCUUCUACCUGCAAUGGUCCAUAUUCUUCAUCAGCCCAAGUUGCAGAGAGGGGAUGGCCCCAUAGCACUUAUUGUUGCUCCAACUCGAGAGCUGGUUCAGCAGAUCUGUGAAGUAGCUAUGAAGUUUGGCCCUAUCUUCCAUGUGAGGAGCGUGGGAGUUUUUGGUGGUGCUUCCAAAGGACCCCAGCUCCGUGAAUUAGAACGUGGUGUGGAACUUGUUGUGGCUACACCAGGCCGUCUCAUAGAUUUCAUUGAGGUUGGAAAAACAAACCUGAGGCGCACUACAUACAUGACAUUGGAUGAAGCAGAUCGCAUGCUUGACAUGGGAUUUGAACCCCAAAUUCGCAAGAUCUUCGAACAAGUUCGACCAGACAGGCAAGUCCUCAUGUGGUCUGCUACAUGGCCAAAAGAAGUCCGUAAAAUAGCUGAGGACUACUUGGAAGACUAUGCCCACAUCCAGGUUGGGUCCUUUGAACUCACAGCCAAUCGCAACAUUCUUCAAAUUGUGGAUGUUGUUGAGGAAGAACAGAAGAGUCAAAAACUGUUCCAGUUGCUUGGUGAAAUCAUGGGAGAUAAGGAAAACAAAAGUUUGAUUUUUGUGGAGACCAAAAGAGGAGCAGAUGAAUUGACAAGGCUCAUGCGUCGCGAAGGCUACCCUGCACGCUGUAUCCAUGGAGAUAAGGCCCAGAAUGAGCGAGAUUGGGUCUUGGGAGAAUUCAGGAAUGGGAAGGCCAACAUCUUGGUGGCCACUGAUGUUGCUGCACGUGGAUUGGAUGUGGAUGAUGUCAAGUUUGUCAUCAACUAUGACUUCCCUCAUAGCUCUGAGGACUAUGUCCACCGCAUUGGGCGCACAGGUCGCUGUGAAAACAAAGGAACUGCAUACACCUUCUUCACAAUGCAGAAUGCAAAGCAAGCUCGAGACUUGAUUGCUGUCUUGCGUGAAGCCAACCAGGCAGUCAACCCAAGCCUCCUGAUGAUGCAAGAAAUGGCUCACUCGGGGUUCAAUGGUCGCUUUCGAGGACGGAAGAGGUACGAUGGUGGAUUCUCUGAUUACUCCAGGCGUGGAAAGGGACAAGGAAACCACGGAAGUAGCUAUGGAAGUAGCUUCCGCACUGGACUCCGUGAGAACUCAUAUCGCUGAUGUCAAGGAAGCUUAGGCAAAACGAGUGACUGAAUAAAUUUACUAUCAACCCCAGGUUCUCCAAAAAUCAUCUGUUUCUUUGUGAAGGUAAAAUCUUUGUGAUGAAGCCUCCAUCUCUCCUUGUGAUCUCUUUGGAACUUCACAGUAUUCUUGUGAUCUUGGGACCAAAGUGCUUCCUGUGUUUGAGAUGGAAAUACUUACACCUCUUAGAAUUCUGUUUUUGGCAAUAUACCUUAUACAGAAACUCCUUUCCCACCUUCAACAAUUGCUGUGGGAAGUGACUGGAAAACACCCUAAGUUGGAUGACGUAUUUGCAGUUUCUCAUAAUGGCAAGGAGUUUUUGUAAAAUGGUAUACUGAUAUUUAUUUUCUGUUUUAGUGGCAAUAUUCUCUGGGAAGUUCACACAAGCUUGAAAUCAUUUUUCUGAUGGAAGAGAAUAAAAUCCACUUGUAGACUGGA
Darwinula stevensoni is the source of this 2064-nucleotide messenger RNA. Lineage: Eukaryota; Metazoa; Arthropoda; Ostracoda; Podocopida; Darwinulidae. The record is from the annotation of a GenBank genome assembly.